AUACGCCAAGCAUUUCUCAUAUCUUCAGAGUAAACAACAAAGCUUCAGUUCAAAUCUUCUCUGUUAGGAGAAACAGAAGACCAAUAACGUACACCAAGAUCCAUCCAUGGCUUUCCGAGCUCUUCGUGUGUUGCAGCCUAAACAAAUUUUCCGGCAAGCGAAGUCAUUCACACCCUCAAACUCAGUCAAUGUUCCAAAGGGGUACCUUUCGGUUUAUGUCGGGGAGAGCCAGAAGAAGAGAUUCUUGGUUCUCAUAUCAUUCUUGAAUCAGCCUUCGUUUCAAGAUCUGCUGAGAAUAUCCGAGGAGGAGUUCGGGUUCGAACACCCCACGGGCGGACUCAUAAUCCCAUGCAGUGAAGCGUUCUUCGUCAAUCUCAUCUCUAAACUCAUCAGAUGAUGGCAUUUUUAAUCUCAGUUUGUAGGAAUCUGUACAUGUUUCGUCAGUUUUUUUUCUUUUGUUUGAGAGAAGAGAAGACACAAAAAAUCUCUCCUCGGACGGAAAACACAGAGUCGGUUGACUGUUGUAAGAUUUUUGUUCUCACGUUUUAGUGAGUUAUACGAUCAAACAUCUUGACUAUUUAAUCGAUGAUUCUCUACUCAAAAUUCCAAAAUAUUUUCGAAUCCAU
This is a messenger RNA of Tarenaya hassleriana, 626 nucleotides long. Its product is annotated as auxin-responsive protein SAUR21-like. The coding region runs from base 107 to 397 and encodes 96 amino acids. Gene Ontology annotation, biological process: response to auxin. The record is from RefSeq and is a predicted model, not a curated record. NCBI's taxonomy places the organism in Eukaryota, Viridiplantae, Streptophyta, Magnoliopsida, Brassicales, Cleomaceae. The transcript has a single exon.